This is a messenger RNA of Benincasa hispida (wax gourd), 351 nucleotides long. NCBI's taxonomy places the organism in Eukaryota, Viridiplantae, Streptophyta, Magnoliopsida, Cucurbitales, Cucurbitaceae. The record is from RefSeq and is a predicted model, not a curated record.
AUGAAAACUCUUGAUGUUCAAUUUGCACUUAAGGAUCUGGGGAAACUCCACUACAUCCUAGGCAUACAAGUUUACUACACAGAGUCUGGUCUACUAAUGAACCAAUCCAAAUAUAUGGAUGACUUACUGCACAAGUUGCACAUGACAGAUGUGAAACCAAUGCCAUCAUCCAGUGCAGUUAAGCGAGUACUUUGGUAUGUCAACGGCACCAAACACUUUGGCAUUUACUUCCAACCAAGCCCGACCUUAACCGUCUCUGCCUACUCAGAUGCUGAUUGGGCCUCCAACCUCGAUGACAGAAAAUCGGUUGCUGCCUACUGCACAUUUGUUGGAAACAAUAUUGUCUCAUGA